Messenger RNA from Lichtheimia ornata, 3642 nucleotides. RefSeq lists its product as uncharacterized. The coding region runs from base 1 to 3642 and encodes 1213 amino acids. The record is from RefSeq and is a predicted model, not a curated record. Gene Ontology annotation, biological process: microtubule-based movement. Gene Ontology annotation, molecular function: ATP binding; plus-end-directed microtubule motor activity; microtubule binding. The transcript is spliced from 5 exons. Lineage: Eukaryota; Fungi; Mucoromycota; Mucoromycetes; Mucorales; Lichtheimiaceae.
AUGACCGUGAAUACCAUGCUUUCUUCAUCUCCUAUAUCCAUCAAAUCACCUUCAAAUACUACAGCCACCAACAACUCCAACACCAACAACACCUCAGCAACAUCCAAUCAGCAUGUCAAUAAUACAACACUUCAAGUUGCUCUCCGAAUUCGACCGAUUUCACACCACAAUGAUACCAACAUCAACAUUGAUGGACGACUUGUUACUAUCCAAGGAUCGAGUUUUGUGUUUGACCAAGUCUUUGGAUCUGACAGUACGCAGGAUCAAAUGUUUCGCAGCGUGGUGUCGGGUCUUGUUGAUCGUUUCAUUGAUGGCAAGUGUGCAUGCCCUGAUUCCAAUUUUAGCCACAUGAUCUCUGACGCCACUCCUACUUGUUCUUUUAUAGGCUACAAUUCAAUCCUCGUGACUCAGGGUGAACAGGGCUCGGGAAAAACAUACACCUUGGGAUAUGGUUUGAACGUCAAUGACGGUGCCGAAUUGGAAGGUGUGAUUCCACGAGCAACCACAGCACUUUUCGAGCGAUUAUACCGCCAUCAAAAUGCAUCAGCAGGUCAUCAUCAUCAUCGCCCAGCUACAUCUUUUACGUCUAGUUUCCGAUUGAGUAGUAGCACCAACACCAACAACAACAACAAUAGUCGCCUCUUACGUCCCGCAUCCAUGACUAGCCUUAUUCCUCGUCGUGGUUCAACACCUAAUUUAUCCAGCAAAGCACCUCGUUACACCAUCCGUGUAUCUCACGUUGCCUUGGAGAAUGAUCAAUUGCUGGAUCUGCUUAGCCACCAAGAAGGGCAAUCUGUUACUGUGCAUGAUCGAUACAAGGAUGAAAUGGGUAUUAGCCAAGUACUUGUUAGGAACACGGGGGAUGUCCUAAGGUAUCUUGAAUCAUCAAGUCAACAGCACAAAGCACAGCCCACCGUGUUUACAAUCACGCUACGACAAGAAAAGUGGGUACGCGUGAAAAAACCCAUUCGUGUAACACCCAGCAAAUCUACCCCUGUGGAGCAUUCUGUUUCAAUGCACGCCAAACGACGUCCCAUUAGUAGCACUCUCAAUGUCAAGGCGAUGGUGGGACAAAUGGAACGUCACCAACACUUUGCCAAGACAGAGGAGGAGCAACCUGGUGAAUGGGUCGUUACACAACAAAAGAUGCAUUUUGUGGAGCAUGAACAAGAUAUCAACACGAUGCAUCCAAUCCUUGUUCAAUUCCUACUACAACAGCAGCAGCAACAACAACAACCUCAGCUGAAACAACGUGUUGCCAUGAUUUCAUGUAUCGAUCCAUCUUCGGAUCAUGCAUUGGAAGCCAUUGAAUCAGCAUGUCGUGCUCGAUAUACACCCAACCCAUUACAACCACCAUCAUCCAAAGAUGACGAUGAAAGGAUUGCUCGCCUCAAAUCUCAACUUGACAUGAUGGAUAUGGAUGUGGAUAGCAGCAAUGACGAUCAACAACAAGACCCCCAAGAGGAAUUGUUUCGGUUGAGUAAUCAACUUGCUGUAGCACAGGAACGGCAACGCAUCAUGAAAGCUGCAGCUGCAGUUGAGCGACAACAACCACCUUUACCUACACCCAGCUCAUCUCUCGAACACCCAAAGGAAGAAGAGAGCACAACAUUGCUUGCUCAUAAGAUCACCAAAGCACUGGAGCAGGGUAAACCUAUGGAGCGUGCCAUUGCUACAAAGUUAGUCGAGAGUAUCAAGCAACAUAGUGGUAUCCAUGACGACGAGGAGCAGCGGAUGCAGGAACUCGAGUCACUUGCAGAACAACGCCAUGUCCAAUUGCAAGCUUUGCAGAAAAAGAUGGCUGCUCAAUCAGCCAGCUUGGAUGAAGCACGUGAACAAAAUCGAGAGUUACGUCGACAUAUGUGGGAUCAGGAAAAAGGAACCCAAGUGACUUUGCGACAUCGAUUGGAAGAGCUUGAACGUGUAAAACGGCAAUUGGAUGCAUUGCAGUCAGUGGCAACGACGCAAGAUACAAUGCUUGGAUGUCUCGGUGGCAAAUUGGAUGGCAUGGAUCAAGCCAUUAAUAUUGUCAAGCAGCAAGUAGCCGACCGUGACAACACUAUUACAUGUUUGGAAAGCGAGAAUAAGACCAAACAAAAGCUACUCGAUGAUGCAAGGAUUACCAUUGAUCGAUUGCAACGGCAUAUGCGUCGUGAGCGGGUGGAAAUUGCACGUAUGAUUGAGGCAGUGGAUAGUGAAGUCCGUCUCCAUGGCAACCGUAUGGAACGCACGGCCGAAGCAUUGGUGGAUCUUCAACAUCUCAGCCAACAACAAGCACGUCUACUUGAAGACCGACAAGAUCAAAUUGCAGAGUUAGAAGACAUGUUGCGUCGUGCCAAGGAGGAAUCCAAACACGAAGUGGAUAUCGAAUUGCAACGCACCAAAGCCCUUGAAAGCCGCGUUGCUGAACUUGAUGAACAAUUGUCUCGUGCAUUGACGCUACAAGAAAAGCGAGAGGGCGACCAGAAUGAUGAUAACGAGAUCCGACAUAUUAUUGAAGGAUUGCAAGCUCGUCUUCAAACGCUUCAACAAACUCAACAACAAGACCAGGAUGCAUUGCAAGCCCGUUAUGAACGUGCUCUCAAAGACCUUGAACAUAGCCAAGAAUUCAAUCGCAAGCAACAGGCGGCUAUCGAUGGAUUACAGAAGCAAUUGGAUGAGCAGCAAAAGGCAGCAGCAUUACAGCCAACGACCGAAGCUGUUGUGGAUGAAGAUGAGCUUAUGCAGCUUAUGGAGGGUGAUCCAAAGGCACUUGUGACACGAUGCAAGCAGCUUAUGCAUGAUAACCAGCAACUUGCGGAGAAUGUCAAUGAUCUCGAGGGACAAUUGCUUUUACAACGCAACAAGUUAUCUCUUGAACAAAAGAAUUUGGAACUUCAAGUAAUGCGUCUUAGCUCGGCCAAUAGCCGACUUGAAAAAGAAGUUGAGCAACGACAUCGUGCAAGCACCAGCUCUACAUUGAGUCAUCAUCAUCAGCAUCAUAUGUCACCACCCACAUCACCACGUAUGCAAUCUCCUAUUCAUCGAGAUUCACUCUUAUCAGCAUCACGUGAGCGUGCAAGUGCCCUUGUUUUACCACCACCUUCUGCACCACCCUCCAAUCCAUUACCACCUGUUCCAAGCGCAUUACCUCCUAUCCCUUCUGCACCCUCGUCACCUACACCCUCAUCAUCGCAUCCACCUAUUAUUCCAGGCUCUCCCCAAAUGCAUUUACAACGACACAAUUCUGCCACGACGAUUAGUACAUUGGAUGGUGCUGAAAAGACCUCUGAGCGAUAUGAGCGUAUCAUUCGAUCCCUACAACGCAAGAUCAAAACAGCGGAUGGCGAUGUGAAGGCCCAUCAAGAUGUGAUCGUGCGUCUUGAACAGCAACUAUCUCGAUCCGAGCAAUCUGUACGUGAAGUAAGACGACAACUUGAAUUGCAAGCACGUGAACAUCAGCAAUCGGUGAACGAAAUCCAACAGUUACGUGAUCAAAUGGAUCAACAGCAUCAACGUGCAACGGAUGACAUGCGUGCUGUACAAGACGUCCUUGAGCACGAACGCCGCAUGAAAGACAAGGCUGAAAAGGCACGCUAUAUUUUGGAGAAUCGUCUAGAAGAAUUGAUGACUACCAAAAAGUCCAAAUUCAUGUGCUUCUAA